AUGGAAGACAGCAAAGAUUUCUCUCUUUAUCACACUAUUCGCUUGGAAGACAAAAAGGGUAAGGUGUAUGGUGACGCAGCAUUCAAUUCCAACAAGGAUAACUUUUCGUCAGACCAUAUACGAAGAUGUGUUAGGGCGCUUCUGAAUCACAAAAUUCUAAAAGAAGCUUUCGAUCCAUUGUUGGAAACUCGUGGAUUGAGACAGGGCAUGCGGUUCAGUACUCUUCACAAACUAUGUUGUGCUAAGGCUGAUGAGGCCUUAGACAAGAUAGACAUUGAAGAUGUUCAAGCCUUAGAGCUCCGUUGCCCACAGCUCUGUUCUCGAGAUGCAGAAGAUAUUUUGAAGAUGAUUAAUGAUGGCCAUAUAUUCAGGGCAUUUAACCAAGAAGAGCGCGAGUCUAUUAAACACAUUAUUCUUUCAAUAGACUAUGUUAUACCUUCAAUAGGCACAUUUUUCCAAGAUGUACAUCUUCUUGAAAUGUGCGCCGCUAGCAUGAGGCACAUUGUCACCCCUUUUUAUAAAAUGACGAUUCGGGAGACGUUAAGGCGUGGUUUCACACCAACUAUAGCAGUGCAUAGUCCGCAAGUAACGGUGUCUCCGGCGAUUGAAGCUCCAACAGAUGGGCUGGAUCCCUCAUUUGAUCUAGCUAUGGAACAGCUUUGGAUAUACCUUGUAGGGGUAUUCCAACGUAUGCCACCGCCAAAUCUAGGGACUGGAGGCAGAUUACUCGCAGGAUACCUUGUUAAGAAGCCGGAUGUCGGUGUCUUAUCUAGAGUUGCUAAAUAUGCUCAAAAGCUUGGGUUCAAGACACCUGAGAUUGAACGAUUGUCUCAACUGGCCAUAGAUGGCAAUAGCGAAUAUCCUGCUAAUCUCAAAGUUAAUAACCAACCGCAAUUAACGAAUUUUGUUUCACAAAAUCCAAAUCUAGCAGCUUUUUUGAUUACUGGGCAUGUAAAAAAUUCCCUCAAUAGAUCAGCCGCGAAAUCGCCAGUAUCAUACGCUCGGGUCCUGCGUCAGCGGCGUGGCCGACCCAAACAUGAUUUGUAUCAAGAGGAUAGAAAAUAUCUUAUGAUUGAAUUGGUUCGCUUUAAUUUCGGAGCAUUAAAUAUGAAGAGCCAAGAUAUAUCUUCAUUUCAAAUUCUAAGGUCUCAAUGCUUGUCUUUCUUCUCCCUCUCCAAGGAAAUGGACAACUCAGGAGCGUAUAAGACGCCUGCCGAUGUAAACGCUAGUGAGGCCGAUACUACUUGCAUUCUGGAACAAAUAUAUUCAGUAAGAUCUACAUCAUUUUCGAGUAAGUAUCAGGAGGAAGAGAGACGUAGAAAAGAAUCAGGAAAUUAUCAGGUCUCACAUAAUAACAACGCAAACGAUAUAACUGCUCCUAAAGAUCAACAUACAUCUUCUCUGGGGUCAGUGUCAAAGUCACAAACACAUAACCCCCGAUCAACAAGGCAUAUCGACAAAAAGAAUUUUAAAUUCAUUGUGCAUCAGGAAGGCCAAUUCAAGACAUUCCUGCAAGUCGAUACAGAUCAAGAGGACGACGUAAAAGAAGUAGCCACAACAAUACUUCGUGACCACGAGAUGAGUCUAUAUUAUCUCGACUGUACACCGCUUCUCGCUGAAGACUGUUGGAAAUUACCAAGAGAUGAUUUGAAUAACAUCCUUCUCUUACCAACAACCGAUUUUGUCAUUAAUGAUGAACUAAAGACUGCAGCUGCAGCAUAUAGAAAAAAAGAACAAAGAGCACAGUUAGAAGAAUUCAGAAGACGUUAA
Messenger RNA from Trichoderma asperellum CBS 433.97, 1770 nucleotides. The record is from RefSeq and is a predicted model, not a curated record. NCBI's taxonomy places the organism in Eukaryota, Fungi, Ascomycota, Sordariomycetes, Hypocreales, Hypocreaceae.